Molecule: messenger RNA, 3147 nt
Organism: Trichoplusia ni (cabbage looper)
Lineage: Eukaryota; Metazoa; Arthropoda; Insecta; Lepidoptera; Noctuidae
Product: G-protein coupled receptor moody-like
Exons: 3
Coding region: 1079-2074 (331 amino acids)
Biological process (GO): G protein-coupled receptor signaling pathway
Cellular component (GO): membrane
Molecular function (GO): G protein-coupled receptor activity
Source: RefSeq, a predicted model, not a curated record
UUAACAUACCCUUAAAACCUCUUAAACACACUGGCGUUUUUUCAUUUUCAGCAGAUGAUAAUUCAUGAAAUCAAGAAGUAUAUUGGUCAUUUCCGGGAUACGAAUCCACGAUCUUUGACUUGGCAUUCCGAAGACCCUACACUUAGCUAAUACUUCUUAAAAGCUUACUGGUGUUAUAUUCGUAUUUCAUUACAUAAAUUCCUUCAUUUGGAAUAAAGAUGAAAUUACCUUUAUCCACAUCCAGCAAAUGUUUUAUUUUCUUAAGUCAGGUAAAACAAUAACAGCACGUUAUCUUCCAGCAAUCAACCGCACGUCGUCCGGACCCUCCCUCUGUAACUCGUACAAAACGUGUCGGCAUGUGAAUUCAGUUUAAUACUCUGGAGACCACAAGUCGGUGUGAAACGAAAAAUUGCGGGAUAUAAGUCUGUUCUGCGGUUUGAAAUAUCAAGUAUUUGGCAUUUUGUGUAAGCUUUACGAAAUUUAUUUGCAAAUGAUUUUGUCUGCUAUUUUUUUUGUGUUUUCAAGUUUCCAUUACUGAGAAACAACCUUAUUUUUCACCUAUCAAACAUCUUGUAUGGCCACAUACGCCCUCUUCUUUUACAUAUAAUCACACCACCGUUUUCGCAGCCAUACCUUACCUUAUGAUUGAUCAUUUUCAUCCGAAGGCGACGCUGCAUUUGAACGACAUGACCAACUCAAUCCUACAUACUUCUCUAAAGCUUAAAAGCAAAGAACAAAAGGAAUACUUUGUAAAAACUAAUAAAUAACUUUAAUGUCUGCACCAUAUUGUUCCAACCGUGAGAUAAAUAAGAUUAUUCUUAUAGAUUCGACCUGCAGCCUUUAAAACGAGUUACUCUUUUACAAGUGUGAGCUGGCAUCUUGCCAUUGAAGAGCUCUGUAGGUAUGUACUGUUCGACUUAUACUCGGUUCUUAUGCAGCGCAUGACGUACUUCUGGACCAGAUAUUUUCCAGUGGCUUCCUCAUAUACACAUCUGUAUUUAAUAUCAUACUUAGUAAAUCUUUUUCUUUUGUUGUCCAGGUAUUAUAGACUGAACAAACUGGCUGUUGUUAAAGGAUAAUGUGUAAGCUCUGGAAUGCGACAGCAGUAUUCAUCAUCAACCUUCACAUCACUGAUGUUUUGUUCGGCAUCCUGAUAUUGCCACUGUCCGCAAUGACCUUCGCCCAGAGGCACUGGAUCUACGGGAUAGUAAUGUGCCGUGUCUAUGCCCUGCUCAAGUAUGGCCUGAAUGCCGUCUCCAUCUUCACGAUACUGGCCAUCACUAUAAACAGAUAUGUUCUGGUUUGCCAUCCUUUGCUGUAUCCCAAAAUUUACAAGACAAGAAACUUAUCCAUAAUGUUACUGGCAAUAUGGAUCUCAGCUUUCGCCUUAUUCUUAUUGCCUACCUUUGGAUUAUAUGGCCAAUUUAAAUUAGAGCCAGGUGGGGGAUUUUGCACCAUGCUUCGAGACAUAAACAACAGAUCUCCAAAAACAUUCAUGCUGUGUUUUGCGUUUGCGUUACCGUAUAUAAUCAUAGUUUUAUGCUACACCCGAGUAUGGUGGAUCGUAAGGAAAACUGCGAAAAAAUCUAUAGUAUCCAUGCCAACAACACAUUUACCGAUUUCUGAUGCUCAACCAAAUUAUUCUGGGAACAAAAAACAGUACGUCUCUUUCGAAAAAUCUAAUUUAUCAAGCAGCACGACUGAAGAGGCAACCGCCUGUAUUAUAACGCCUACGGAAGAAAGAGAAGGAACAAUAACCAAGAUCUUCAAAGCUCCGUUCAGAGCAACAAAGAAGGAAGUAAGAUCUAAACUCCCCACUAGGAGAGACAAGAAACUGAGAACGGUGAUAGCAGCUAUCAUGCUGUCUUUCUGCCUCACUCACAUGCCAAUAAUGAUUACAAGGAUUGCUUACAGGAACACCAAACUGGAUCCAACUGCUAAUGUUAUUGCUCAUAUGUUAGAAUAUUUCGCGAGUUUUUUAAACCCCAUGAUAUAUGGGUUUAUGUCCAGAGAAUACCGUAAAGCGUAUAAAAAUUUGUUUGAGAGCACGCUCAAUAAGAUUCUUAAACGUUAGAACUUAAUUGUAAAGCAUGAAAAAAAUAUAGAGAAAUGUUCUAAGGAUUUUAGAAAACGGCUCCUGCACUACGAAAUUUAAUCUUUGUGUUUCGAGGGAUUUCACAAACAUUCAAGUCACAUUCACAAAGACAACAUUCACAAUCAUGUGUGAAUCGUACUAACGCUUGUCCUACGAGGGGAUCGAACCCGCGAAAGGUCGCGCGCAUUGGGUCUGCAUGGUGACCUCACUCGGCUCCCAUAAUACUGUACAAUAAGAAAUACGAAAAAGAUUGACUAUGUAAUUAGUAACUAUGUGCUUUUGCAGCCGAGUUCUCUAGCGUUAAUAGAAAACGAAUUAAUUACAUUAGAUUACAAUUGUCAUUUCCAUACAUUUUAGAGUCUUUUUAUCAAUGAUUACCUCUUUAUAAAAUUAGUAUAGAUUAUGUUUGAUUGAAAUGUCAUUUGACUAAGGGACGGUUGAGGUUAUAUACUGAUAUUUUUCUUCAAAUUUUAUUUUAAUGAGGUUUUUAUUAUCCACGUAAUAUAAUAUUACAAAUCACAUCACUGUGUUGACAGUAACAGGACAGGAUAGCAAAAAAUAUUCAAAUGUAAUUAUAAAGUGUUUAUAAAAUGAACACAAAAUACUUUCAAUAUAGUUUUAUCAGCAAAUUAUGACGUUAUUGCGGAAAAUACAGUAAUAUUAAUUACUAAUAACAACUACAAUGGUUAUUUUAAUGUUUCAAUUCAUCAGUAACGUGUGGUUUUGAUUUAUAUUACCGAGAUAUAAAUGGUGCUAUUACGUAAUCAAAACGAACAAUGUAUUUUUGAAUUUGUAGGUACUGUAAAGUUUUUAGCAAGUGGUAAAUAUGUAAAAGAAAACCAUCACAACUGAUACUUUUAAGGGGCAGUUUGAUAUUUGUCUCCUUACCACAAAACCUUAAGAAAAAAAGCCGCCAAGUACGAGUUAGACUCGCGACACUAGUUAGCUAAAAAUAAAUAUUCGUUGUAAGUUAUUGUUUUAAUUUUAAAAUGUUAGCCAAUGAAUCUAGUUUAUGCAAAUGAAAAAAAUGUGUUAUUAAAGGUGCUAUAAAU